AUGGACGUAUUCCACAUGACUCCAUUGGAAGAGGACUCUAAUUGGGAGUACCAGUCUUGUAACACCAAUGCCUGUCCCGAGCUGAAAAAGACCACACCCUGGACACCCUGUACGCCUGUCAACAUCUCUGACAAUGGUGGCCACUAUGAGCAGCGUUUCCGGUACACAUGCAAAGCCCGCCUGCCUGACCCUAAUUUGCUGGAAAUGGGAAGGCAGAGAAUUGAGAUGCGGUACUGCUCGAGCGACGGGACCAGCAGCUGCUCCACGGACGGGCUCUCGGGCGAUUUCCUGCGAGCUUGGCGGUACUCUGCCCAAAAGGUCAACGGGGCGUGGUCAGCCUGGACGUCCUGGUCCCAGCGCAGCCGCGACUGCAGCAGGGGUAUCCGGAACCGGAAGCGCGUCUGCAACAACCCUGAGCCCAAGUACGGGGGGCUGCCUUGCCUCGGUCCCGCCCUGGAGUACCAGGAGUGCAACAUCUUGCCCUGUCCAGUGGAUGGCAUGUGGUCUUGCUGGUCUUCCUGGUCAAAGUGCUCAGCCACGUGUGGCGGUGGCCACUACAUGAGGACCCGAUCGUGCACAAACCCAGCCCCUGCCUACAGAGGGGACAUCUGCCUGGGGCUGCACACAGAAGAGGCUCUCUGCAACACACAGCCCUGCCCAGAGAGCUGGUCCGAGUGGUCAGACUGGACUGUGUGUGAUCUAUCCGGCAUCCAGAUCCGUGCCCGCCAGUGCAUCCUCCUCUUCCCCGUGGGCAGCCAGUGUUCCGGAAAUGCUACUGAGAGCCGGCCAUGCGUGUUUGACUCGAAUUUCAUCCCAGAAGUGUCUGUGGCAAGAUCCAGCAGUGUAGAAGAAAAGAGAUGUGGAGAGUUCAACAUGUUCCACAUGAUUGCCGUGGGCCUCAGCAGCUCCAUCCUCGGCUGCCUCCUCACCCUGCUCAUCUACAUCUACUGCCAGCGGUACCAGCAGCAAUCCCACGAUGCUACCGUCAUCCACCCUGUCUCAGCUGCCCCGCUCAACACCAGCAUCACCAACCACAUCAACAAACUGGACAAGUAUGACUCAGUGGAGGCCAUCAAGGCAUUCAACAAGAACAACUUGAUCCUAGAGCAAAGGAACAAGUACUUCAACCCACACCUCACUGGGAAGACCUGCUCCAAUGCCUACUUCACAGAUCCCAAUAAUUAGGAUGAAUA
This is a messenger RNA of Ochotona princeps (American pika), 1193 nucleotides long. Its product is annotated as semaphorin-5A-like. The transcript has 8 exons. Lineage: Eukaryota; Metazoa; Chordata; Mammalia; Lagomorpha; Ochotonidae. Bases 1 to 1185 code for a protein of 394 amino acids. The record is from RefSeq and is a predicted model, not a curated record.